AUGGACAAUAACAGAAGCAGACAAAACAUGAAUGGUUCUGUUAAUUGGUCACAACAAACGGCAAGAAGAACAUUGGAAGAUCUUGAGAUCCCACCAAAGUUCAGAUCGUUUGCUCCUUCCUCACCUUCCACUUGUUUCAGCCCCUCUGUUUUUCUAGAUUCCCUUGCUUUUGUCUCCUCCUCUGCUAACGUUCUUGCUUCUCCAACUACAGGAGCUCUCAUCACAAACGAAAGUAACCAUAAAAGUUUAACAGAAGAAGAGAAGACUAACAACAACAGUCUUAGUCUCUUUGAUUUCUCAUUUCAGACACAACCAUCAGAACUUUCUGCUCCGACAACAACAACAACAGCAAACAGUUCUGUCUUGCAAUGGAGCCAAACAGAUUCUCGUCCAAACAACAACACCCAACAAGCUGUACUUUGCAAUGGAAGGGAGCAGAGGAAAGGAGAGGAUGGUUACAACUGGAGAAAGUACGGACAGAAACAAGUGAAAGGGAGUGAGAAUCCUCGGAGUUAUUACAAGUGUACUUUCCCAAGUUGUCCAACGAAGAAGAAAGUAGAGAUGUCUUUGGAAGGUCAGAUCACAGAGAUUGUGUAUAAAGGAAGUCAUAACCAUCCUAAACCUCAAUCCACCAGAAGAUCAUCUUCGGCAUUUCAUUCAGCUGUGUUCAAUGCUGGACUUGAUCACCAUGGUUCUUCUGAUUCAUUUGCUAUUCAUCAAGAAGAUAAUACUACUUCUGGUUCUCUUGGAGACGAUGCGUUAUCAGUUAUCAGCAGAGAAGAAGAAGAUUGUGGGAGUGAACCUGAAGCAAAGAGAUGGAAAGGAGAGAACGAGACAAACGGUGGGAAUUUGAAUGGAAGCAAGACAGUGAGAGAGCCAAGGAUUGUUGUGCAGACAACAAGUGAUAUUGACAUUCUUGACGAUGGAUACAGAUGGAGAAAGUAUGGUCAGAAAGUCGUCAAGGGGAACCCAAAUCCAAGAAGCUACUACAAGUGCACAACCACCGGUUGUCCAGUGAGAAAACAUGUUGAGAGAGCAUCAAGCGACAUGAGAGCAGUAAUCACAACCUACGAAGGGAAACACAACCAUGACGUACCUGCAGCUCGUGGUAGCGGUUACACUACAAACAGACUAGCACAUGAUCCUUCUCCAGCACCAAUUAGACCAACUGCCAUUGCUGGUCACUCUAACUACACUUCUUCUUCUCAAGCACCAUAUACACUUCAGAUGCUGCACAACAACAACAACACUAAUGCAGGGCCUUUUGGUUACACUAUGAACAACAACCUUCAGACACAACAAAACAACUUUGUUGGUGGUGGUGGAUUCUCUAUAGCUAAAGAAGAACCAAACGAGGAGUCUUCCUCCUCGUUUUUUGAUUCGUUUUUGUCCUGA
Eruca vesicaria subsp. sativa (arugula) is the source of this 1395-nucleotide messenger RNA. Lineage: Eukaryota; Viridiplantae; Streptophyta; Magnoliopsida; Brassicales; Brassicaceae. The record is from the annotation of a GenBank genome assembly.